Molecule: messenger RNA, 1485 nt
Organism: Sardina pilchardus (European sardine)
Lineage: Eukaryota; Metazoa; Chordata; Actinopteri; Clupeiformes; Clupeidae
Product: achaete-scute homolog 5-like
Exons: 2
Coding region: 99-590 (163 amino acids)
Biological process (GO): developmental process; regulation of transcription by RNA polymerase II
Molecular function (GO): RNA polymerase II transcription regulatory region sequence-specific DNA binding; protein dimerization activity; DNA-binding transcription factor activity, RNA polymerase II-specific
Source: RefSeq, a predicted model, not a curated record
GCAGGUGUGAGGCUCGCGUGAAGGUUCUUGAUGCCAGAGGCGCGAAUGGUCCAAAGGUGAGCAGCUGAAGUCCGAACUAACUCCGACUCCUGUUCGGGAUGUUGCUAUUGGAGACGGAGAUGAUGGUCUUUGGCUAUUAUGUCAUGGCGUUUUCACGGGACAUCCUGGAACGGCUGUCUAAUUACUCCCGGACCGGGAGUCUCGUGGACCCGCAGACCCACACGUUCAUAGACGCGCUCGGGCUACAAUUCCACCUCGAACCGACUUACCUGGAGCCGGUGUGCGCGCGCCUCUCCUACCUGCCCCUGAGCGCGCACAUCAGCCUGUACGACUACUCCCUCGAACCCGCGUUCAUCCGCAAGCGCAACGAGCGCGAGAGGCAGCGCGUGCGUUGCGUUAACGAGGGAUAUGCGCGCCUCCGUCAGCAUCUUCCGUACGAGCUCGAGGACAAGAGACUCAGCAAGGUGGAGACGCUGCGCGCGGCGAUCGGUUACAUCAAACACCUGCAGGAGGUUCUGAGCGCGGGGCUACCGUGUGGCUCCGUUUCCUCCCCAGAAGUGACCGCGUGGAGCCGCGACGGAACGUCCUAAAUGUGCCCCGCGCGGGGACAGAUUGGAAUAAGACAGCACUGUAAAAGUAUCGCCUGUUUCUUGGUACAGGUGCAGCAUCUCGAUUCUCAGACAAAUGUGUAGCCUAAAUGUUCAGUCCUAACUUGUGUUCUACACGGUCAGGUUAUAUGCUGUUAAAGUGCAGUCCUAUUGUGUUCUACAGGGUCAGCCUCUCUAUCUCUCUCUCUCACACAUACACACACACACACACACACACACACACACACACACGUUUGUGGUAAUUUGCUAAACACUUUUGUCCAAAAUUAAUUGCAAAUUUUCAAAGCGUGAUGUAGGCUAUUUAUAUGAUUGUGUGUGUGAUGUAUAUUGUGUGUGACGUGAUAGUGUGUGUGAUGUAGCCUAUAUGAGUGUGACGUGAGUAUAUUGUGUGUGUGAUAGGCCUAUAUAUGAUUGUGUGUGUGAAGUGAUUGUGUGUGUGAUGUAUAUGAUUGUGUGUGUGAUGUAUGAUUGUGUGUGUGAUGUAUAUGAUUGUGUGCUGAUUUGAUAGCAGGACUAGUAGUAACGUCUGCUUUUCCAUCCUGGUAACAGUACUGAUUGAUGCAGUAAUUAGUAAAAUAAGACAAUAAUUAGUCAUUACAGUAUAGAAUAAGACAGCAAAGGUCUAGGCUUUAUAUAUUAUAUAUAAAUAAGACAAUAAAGGUCUAUAUAUAGUAGGCUAGUACAUUCCCAGGUCUGCUCUGCAGGCUAUGGCUUGAAUGUUAUUUCUCAUGUUUUGGACAAAAGUGUCUAAAAGUGUUAAAGGGAUAAAAGUGUCAAAGGUGCUAAAUGACUCAAGGUCAACUGUGUGUGUGCUGUAUAGAUGACUCAAGGUCAACUGUGUGUGUGCUGUAUAAAUAAACUUGACUUUGAAUAUGAA